Zasmidium cellare ATCC 36951 is the source of this 2175-nucleotide messenger RNA. RefSeq lists its product as uncharacterized. The record is from RefSeq and is a predicted model, not a curated record. NCBI's taxonomy places the organism in Eukaryota, Fungi, Ascomycota, Dothideomycetes, Mycosphaerellales, Mycosphaerellaceae. Gene Ontology annotation, biological process: transmembrane transport; fungal-type cell wall biogenesis. The transcript is spliced from 2 exons. Bases 1 to 2175 code for a protein of 724 amino acids.
AUGAAGCCCUCAAUACCAUCAUUAAUCUCGACCGCCUUGCUGCUCGGCAGCGCACCCUUCACAUGCGCCGAGCGCUUACUCAAGUCGACCUCGCUCAACCCCUGUCAGACCAACAACAACUUCUCCGCCACCCUCUUCGACGUGACUUUCACGCCGCAGAAUCGCAGUCUGGCAUUCGACGUCGUCGGUGUCAGCUCCAUCACGGGAAAUGUUACCAUCGAGCUCAUUGUUCUCGCAUAUGGCUUGAACGUGUACAAGACCACAAUCAACCCGUGCGACUCGGACGAUUUCCAGGGUCUAUGCCCCAUGAACGAAGGACAGAUCAACUUGAACAGUAAUGCGGACAUCCCAGCGAGCUCGUUGAAGCAGGUGCCGGGCAUUACAUACACUGUGCCAGAUUUGGAUGCGAAGGUGCAGGUGUACUUCAAUCAGACUUCCACUGGAACUUCAGCUGCAUGUGUCGAGGCCGAAUUGUCCAACGGUAAGACCGUGGAUCAAAAAGGCGUCGCGUGGACCAUUGCUGUUAUAUCCGGCCUGGCUCUUGUCGCGUCUGCCAUUACAUCAGGUCUGGGCCACUCCAACACUGCUGCUCACGUCGCAGCGAACGCAAUGGCUCUGUUCGGAUACUUCCAGGCACAGGCUUUCAUUGGCAUGACUGCGGUCUCUCUGCCACCAAUCGUUGCCUCGUGGACUCAGAACUUCCAGUGGAGCAUGGGCAUUAUCCGUGUUGGCUUCCUUCAGAAGCUCGCCACUUGGUACCAGAGAGCCACCGGUGGAACUCCAUCGACCAUUCUCUCCAACUUGAGCUCUAGCUCCGUGCGUGUAGAGAAGCGCAGCAUGCAAGUUGUCGAAGGCUUGAUGAAACGCGCAAUCAGCCAACUCCACAACAUGGCCAUCAACAAGCGAUCCAACGCUGGUUCGGAUCAGACCGACUCAUCGACCCAGGUUAUCGUGAAAGGCAUCAAGCGUGUUGGUUUCCGUGCUUCCAUCGAACCGACUAACAUCUUCUUGACUGGAUACAUCUUCUUCCUGAUCUUCGUCAUCUUCGUCGUGCUCGGCGUCGUCAUCUUCAAGUUCGUCUGCGAGGGGCUGACGAAAGCUGGUAAGAUGAAGGGAGAGAAGUUCCAGGAUUUCCGCAAUGGCUGGACUACCGUGCUCAAAGGCAUCCUGUUCCGCAUUGUCCUCAUUGGCUACCCACAAAUGAUCGUGCUCUGCUUCUGGGAGUUCACUCAGAAGGAUUCUGGCGCUGAAGUUGUUUUGGCCGUUUUCACCAUCUUCCCAAUGCUCGCCAUCCUCGGCUGGGCAUCCAGCAAGGUCAUCCGACUCGCGCGCCGCAGUAUCGCAAUGCACAAGAACCCGGCCUACAUCCUCUACUCGGACCCCGUCUCACUGAACAAGUGGGGUUUCUUGUACGUCCAGUUCAAGGCGACGGCAUACUACUUCAUCGUCCCAUUCUUGAUCUACAUCCUGGUCAAGGGUUUGUUCAUUGCUUGUGCACAGGGCAGUGGCGUUGCUCAGGCCGUUGCGCUCGUGGUCAUUGAGGCAGUCUGGCUGAUCGCCGUCUGCGUGCUCCGUCCAUACAUGGACAAGAAGACGAACGCCUUCAACAUCGCCAUCUGUGUUGUUAACUUCCUCUCGGCCAUCUUCUUGUUGGUCUUCUCGGAAGUCUUUGGACAGCCAGGCAUCGUUACCGGCGUAAUGGGCGUCAUCUUCUUCAUCUACAACGCAGCUUUCGCCACCAUCCUCCUCGUCAUCGUACUGGUCGCUUCAGGGAUCGCCAUCUUCUCCAAGAACCCCGAAAGCAGAUACCAGCCAAUGCGUGACGACCGUGGUAGCUUCAUCAAGUCCCAAUCGCAAUUGACGACCGAACUUGAUGCGUUAGGCGCGACCGCACGUGGCGAGUCGAAACACGGCUUCCACACUACCAAGAGCGGCGCUCGGAUCGAGGACGACGACGACAGCUGGUCUGGCUCAGGCGGCAGCAGCGACCGAACGCCGCAAGUAACACAAUCUCAGACAGCGUACACCGGCGCAGGUGGCUUCGGCCAUGCCGGCAACGAUGGCGGUGCACGACAUCUGCCACCGUACGACCGAACAGGCUCGAUGACGAGCAGUCAGGGUCGUUUUCGUCAGCAAGGAGCAUCACCUUGGCAAAGAGGAGCCGGUUACGAGUAA